UGCAAAAACUGAGAUUUUAAACCAAUCUGAGUUUACCUUUGAACAAAAACUGAUAACAUAUUGAUUUAACGAUGAAGUUAUUCCUGGCGAUUUGUCUCUUGGCAUGCGUGACCUUGGCGCAUUGUAGGCCUAAGGAUGAUAAGGGGGGUCGUGGAAAGGACCAUGGACGUGAACAGAAUGGCCUUGCUAAGGGUCAUGGCAAGAAGGUGAAGGAAGAAAAGGAAAAAGGAAAGCAUGGACAUGGAAAGAAGGAAAAAGAACAUGGACACAAAAAGCCGCAUAAGGGAAAACACAGCUCUGAAAGUUCGGAAAGUUCAGAGAGUUCGGAGAGUUCGGAAUCAGGAUCUGAAGAAAGUGGAGAGAAGCCUACUACGGUACCACCCACUGAUGCCCCCACUGAAGUACCGACUGAAGAGCCGACCGACGCUCCCACUGAUGCCCCCACUGAAGUACCGACGGAAGAACCUACUGAGGAGCCGACGGAUGCCCCCACUGAUGCCCCCACCGAAGUACCUACUGAAGAACCGACUGAGGAACCAACGGAUGCCCCUACUGACGCACCCACUGAAGUGCCUACUGAAGAACCGACGGAUGCCCCUACUGACGCACCCACUGAAGUGCCUACUGAAGAACCGACGGAUGCCCCUACUGACGCACCCACUGAAGUGCCUACUGAAGAACCGACGGAUGCCCCUACUGACGCACCCACUGAAGUGCCUACUGAAGAACCGACUGAGGAACCGACGGAUGCCCCCACAGACGCUCCAACCGAUGCUCCAACUGACGCCCCCACUGAACCUCCAGUUCAAUGUCCCGAUGUCCCCGUAUGCCAAUCUACAGGAAAUGAAGAAGAGUAUUAUCCAAACCCCCAAAAUUGUAACUCCUUCUUCCAAUGUUCGAACGGUAACCCCAUCCUCCAACAAUGCGCUCCAGACCUUGUGUUCUUCCCAAGUCUUAAUGUUUGUGUCACUCGGGACACUUACGACUGUCAAGAAACGUGCGAUUUUUACGUAACUGGUUAAACACAGCUUCACAAUAGGGGACAUUGUCCAAACAUCAUGUUCAGUAAAUAAAUUUACAUUUAUAAAUUUUGCAAUCCUAUA
Molecule: messenger RNA, 1103 nt
Organism: Folsomia candida
Lineage: Eukaryota; Metazoa; Arthropoda; Collembola; Entomobryomorpha; Isotomidae
Product: cell surface glycoprotein 1
Exons: 2
Coding region: 72-1022 (316 amino acids)
Cellular component (GO): extracellular region
Molecular function (GO): chitin binding
Source: RefSeq, a predicted model, not a curated record